Messenger RNA from Suillus subaureus, 975 nucleotides. RefSeq names its product palmitoyl-protein thioesterase. Bases 1 to 975 code for a protein of 324 amino acids. Gene Ontology annotation, cellular component: lysosome. The record is from RefSeq and is a predicted model, not a curated record. The transcript has 3 exons. Gene Ontology annotation, molecular function: thiolester hydrolase activity; palmitoyl hydrolase activity. NCBI's taxonomy places the organism in Eukaryota, Fungi, Basidiomycota, Agaricomycetes, Boletales, Suillaceae.
AUGCUCUCCUCAAUUGUACUCUUCGCAGGUCUCGUCAAUAUUGUGUCCAGUGCGGCUGUGAACGAUAUACGACCCCUAGUAAUAUGGCAUGGACUGGGUGACACCUACGCAUCUCCUGGUAUGGACCGCUUUCAGAGUGAAGUCAAGGAAAUGCACCCUGGCAUAUUCAUCCACUCCAUCUUCAUCGACGAGGACCCAAAUGCAGACCAGCGUGCAACCUUUUAUGGCAAUGUGAACCAACAAAUCGUACAGGUUGCCGAGCAGCUCGCUGACAUACCUGAGCUCAGCCGCGGUUUUGAUGCCAUAGGAUUCUCACAAGGAGGUCAAUUCCUUCGUGGCUACGUGGAACGUAAUAACAGCCCGCCGGUGCACAACCUGAUCACCUUUGGGUCACAGCACAUGGGUGUAUCAGAUUUGCCAGCCUGCAACCCAUGGGAUCUACUUUGCCAGGUCGCGCGCCGAGCAGCAGCCAGGGGUAUGUAUAGCGAAUGGGCACAGGAGAAUCUUGUUCAGGCUCAGUAUUUCAGGGACCCGCAACGGCUCUCGCAAUACAUGUCAUCAGGGAGCUUUCUACCGGAUAUCAACAAUGAAGUCUUGCUCCCUUCUUCUCGCAAUUCAUCGUAUGCAGAUAACCUUGCCUCGCUGAAUAAGCUUGUCCUUGUCCUUUUCCUCCAAGACAAAACCGUAGUCCCUAAAGAGAGCGCUUGGUUCGGCUCCGAGCAACCUCUUGAAGACAUCACUAUGGACCAACCAUCUGGAUCCAGUCAGACGCCGAUGCUCAGCCCACCGAACGCCAAAGAUAUCAUCCCGAUGCGUCUGCAAACCCUUUACAAAGAAGACUGGAUAGGCCUUCGACAGCUUGACGAAUGCGGUGGAGUUGAAUUUGUGGCAUGUCAGGGAGAACAUAUGCAGAUUGGUGAUUGCUGGAAAGAUCUUGUUGCUGAGUGGGUGGGAGGGUCUUUGAGCGUGAACUGA